AUGUUCGGCUGGCCAAGCUGGAGGCAUGUUUUACUGCAGGGUUCCGGCCAAAAAAUCGGGGCGCGGCGAGUCGGAAGGCGUGGGGAGUCUGGGAGGUACACAUGCUGCGCAGUGAAAACGCUGGAGCAGUUCCGGGCCGUCGUGGUCGACCACCUCUCACAAGAUGACUCCAAGCUGAGAGUCGGAAGGCGUGGGGAGUCUGGGAGGUACACAUGCUGCGCAGUGAAAACGCUGGAGCAGUUCCGGGCCGUCGUGGUCGACCACCUCUCACAAGAUGACUCCAAGCUGAGGAACGUGGUCUUGCAGGCCGCCGCCGGCGCGAUGACGCCGGAGCCGGGGGAGACCGACGACCCCUCGCCGGUGGAACCCGCCCUCCAAGUGAGCAGCCCGGUGCGGCUGGCGCGGAAGGUGACGCACCGCGCCGGGGCCAUUGGCCUGCGGCGGCAGUGGCCGAAGAUGCCGCCGCGGUUCUUCGUGGCCGCCGACAGCACUGUCUGCGGCCUGGCCUUCGCCCAUGCGCGGCAAGGGCGGGUCAGCGUGGUCAAGGAGGCGCUGGUGGGGUCGGUGCACUUCGAAGGGAGAAUCUGCGAGGAGUUGCUGAGGCUGUCCUCCGACGGUGUCCUGCGAUGCUUCACGCCCUACGACUGCGAGAAGCCGCGGAUCAGUAUCCAAGCAGCGGAGAUACUGCAAGUCCAAGAAUUGCCGGGGCAAUUCCUGGGCCGUUUCCUUCUAUGGCAGGUGAGCACUUUCCUCAAGGUCUUCGUCUUCUGCUGUGCUGACAGCGAGGAGCGGGAGACCUGGAUCUCCAACCUGCAGCGGCUUAUGGCCACCGAGCAGAACACGGACGAGACGCGUCUACCUCUUGAGCAGUCGCCCCGAGAGGUUGCCACCCCGAAGACGCCAGCCACCUGGAGGAGCUCAAGAUCCAACCCGGUGGACGUCUUCAGCUUCUCCAACGCCAAGAAGGCCGCGGGCCGUGUGGCCGGCGGCGCCCGGAACGGGCUGCGCGCCAUCACAGGAGGCCAACGGGUGCCCAGCAAAGAGGCCAUGCUUUUGAUGGACUCCACUCGCGCAAGACGCUGGGGACAUCGACGCCGCCUCGUGCUCAACGAUCGGAUCCUCACGAGUGCGCCCAAGGAGCCCCUGGGCCCUGAGAUCGCUGCAUGUUUGUUGCAGAAGGCGCUGUCGCUGGGCGAUGCCCCAGCCGCCAGCGACGUCAUGAGCUUUUUGGAUGCCACCUGCCUCUUCAAGGCCAUCAGCUUCACGAAGUGGAGCGAGGCUGAUCAGCUGGCGUUCUGGGUGAACACCUACCACUGUAUCCUGUUGCAUGGCUUUCUGAUUUUUGGGACUCCGCAGACCAAGUCUGAGAUGAGCAACUUCCGGAACCGAGUGAGCUAUUUGCUGGGGAAUCGGCCCAUGAGUCUUCGGGAGAUUGAGGUGGCCAUACUCAAAGUGCCAAAGAUGGACCCUCAGGCGGCGCGCCAAGCGCGGGUCAGAGCCCGGCAACUGAUGGGCUUCUUCGGGCUCUGCUGGCGGAAGCCCCGCACGCGCAGCGACCGGAGCCCGGGCCCGGCGUCGCCCAUCAGCUGCCCCUCGGACUCCGAGCCCGCGGUGUGCCUGCCCAAGAUGCCGCUGCCCAAGGUGUCUUGGGCCACUGGCCCCAACCCUUGCCUCUACCUGGGUGGUCCCCCGGAGAGCUGGCUGCCGCCCAAGCAGGACCUCAGGGUUGUGAUGACCCUGAACCGGGGCACCCUGAGCUGCCUCAGCGGCAUCCCGGUACUGGACGGCGCUCUGCUCGAUGAGCAGCUUGACCAGAUCGCGCACCAGUUCGUCAGCACCUUUGUGGAGGUGCAGCUUCGCGACGGGGUUCCAGAUCGAGCAACCUUGCCGGUGGGCUGCCGGGCCAUUUUGCAAGAGUUCCGCGACGACGGGAAUCUUCUGCUGAGUUUCAUUUGGAAGUUCAUGUCCAAGGAGUCCCCGCCCUUGCCCGAGCGAAAGGUUCAGG
Effrenium voratum is the source of this 2005-nucleotide messenger RNA. Lineage: Eukaryota; Dinophyceae; Suessiales; Symbiodiniaceae. The record is from the annotation of a GenBank genome assembly.